CCAACCUCCUCCGCUCUCCGCCACUCUCAGCUUUCCCUUGCCUCGACGGUAACCUCAAAAGAAAGCAGGAAAAAAACCUGGAACCAUCCGGCCUUCCACAAUCCAGAUUUGGAUGCGUUGCAUUUUAACGCCGAUCCUCUCCUCCGUAUCUAAAAAAUGGCCGACGUCGCUGAUGACGAAUCCCUGUCCUCGUCGCCGCCGCCUUUUCAUUCUCCAUCGAGACAGGUUAUGGCUUCGUACCGCCGGCCGGUGGUGAUCCGAUCUGUUUGGGCCGAUAAUCUGGAGUUGGAGUUUGCUCUGAUCCGCACUGUCGUCGAGGAUUACCCGCUGAUUUCGAUGGACACCGAGUUCCCCGGCGUGGUGAUGCGGCCGCCUGGUGUGGAGCAGAGUUACCGGCUUCAGGAUCCGACGGCGCGGUACGCGAGCCUUAAGGCCAACGUUGACAUGCUGAAACUGAUCCAGGUAGGGCUUACGAUCGCUGAUCGGGAGGGCAAUCUGCCGGAUCUCGGCACCGGGAUUACUUUCUUCAUUUGGGAAUUCAAUUUCAAGGAUUUUGACGUGACCCGCGACUCGCACGCUCAUGACUCCGUCGAUCUCUUGAGAAGGCAAGGGAUCGACUUCGAGAAGAACACCAAGGACGGUAUCGAGGCAGUGAAAUUCGCCGAGGUGAUGAUUUCUUCGGGCCUCGUGUUAAAUGAUUCAGUUAGUUGGGUGACUUUUCACAGCGCUUAUGAUUUCGGUUACUUGGUCAAGUGUUUGACCCAGCGCCCAUUGCCGGAUAGGUUAACCGAGUUUCUGGACAUAGUGAGGAUGCUCUUUGGCGAUAGGGUUUAUGACAUCAAACAUCUGAUGAGGUUUGUGGCGAAUUUGUUUGGAGGUCUGGACAGGACAUGUAAGACUUUGGGCGUGGAAAGGGUUACUGGUAAGAGUCACCAAGCUGGCUCGGAUAGUUUGGCCACGCUCCACGCAUUUCAGAAAAUGAGGGAGAAGCACUUCAACAAUAGGGAGGAUGGAGCUGUGGAGAAGUACGCCAAUGUCUUAUAUGGGUUAGAGCUGUUACCGUCAUAAAAUCAUGUUGGUUCCAGCUGAUUUCAUUUGUAGAGAUGCGACUUUCUGGCUUAGAAAGGGAGGUUUUUCUUUUCCUGUAUACAUUUUGAAGUUUUUCUUCAAGAUAUCAAUGUUAGUUAUCGAUUUAAUUCACUGAGUUUCAGAAUAUACCUAUACCUUUCUCCAUGUGAUUGAGUAUCAACUGUCUGCACACAUAGCUUCGUGAUGAUUAGUGUUCUUUAAUAGGCCUUGCUGGUGUUAUGAAGAAGUGUGCAAUUAUGGUGGACUGCAGCUUAGUUUGGUUUCUUCAAUAUGUUCAAGUUUCACAUGUACUUCUUCACCUCUAGAGGAUGAAGUGCUGGAUUAGGCAUAGUUUAGGUGAAUUGUGUUAUGAACCAAAUUAUGGUUCAAUUUGCUUUGAGAGUUACUAUUCUGCACUGCUGCAUAUGAGUGUGAUGUAGAAUGGAUAAUCUUGCACCCCUGUUAUAUUGUUUCACUGUGGCUGUUAAUAAGGGGGAAGGGUUAAUUUAUUCCAGUGAUCAUUUGGGCGACCUGAUACAGGCUGACCCAUAGAUCUUGCCUGUUUAUUGAACUAACUUAUUUUGCUUUUAUGAUCAGAAGUAAUAGUUAGUCCAUCUCAUUUCAAGUCCCAGGCGGAGAAUGAAGAAAUGUGUGAAUG
Messenger RNA from Linum trigynum, 1726 nucleotides. The record is from the annotation of a GenBank genome assembly. Lineage: Eukaryota; Viridiplantae; Streptophyta; Magnoliopsida; Malpighiales; Linaceae.